Messenger RNA from Xenopus tropicalis (tropical clawed frog), 4731 nucleotides. RefSeq names its product upregulator of cell proliferation gene 10 (gene urgcp.10). The record is from RefSeq and is a predicted model, not a curated record. The transcript is spliced from 2 exons. The coding region runs from base 1 to 4731 and encodes 1576 amino acids. Lineage: Eukaryota; Metazoa; Chordata; Amphibia; Anura; Pipidae. Gene Ontology annotation, cellular component: cytoplasm; nucleus. Gene Ontology annotation, molecular function: GTP binding.
AUGGAAAGAAAUAGAGAUUCACUGAUUGCAAUAAUGAAAAAAAUGAAAAGUGCAAAGCUCUCCCUGAGGGACAUCCUGGACAUUGGGCAGGAGAAUAUAAAUGAAGUUGCCCCCCAGACUGUACAAGACCUGCCCUGGGCUCUCCUAAGGAAACUGAUGGCGCUGGACAGGACUGCAAGGAACACAUGUCUUAUAUCACAUGCUCAGAAUUCUGGGGCAGAUUUAGGGGCAGCUGCAUAUAGCUAUGCACAAUACUUGCAGACACAUUUGAAUUUUGAUAACAAAGAAGAUGCAGUUAUUGAAUUUAAUCCUUUAGAUCUUGUGUGUGUUCUGCUUCACUGUUCAGAUCAUUUUCUACAACAGAACAUCUUCUCAAAAAUGGUGACAUGUCAGUUUGCUGUCCCACUGCUGCUCCCUGCUGGUGAUGGCCCAGAAUGCACCUUCAUGCUAUGGGCAAUGAGAGAUAUUGUUAAAAGGUGGAGACCUCAUUCAUUAUCAGAGAGUAAGGGGUUUAAAGAAGAAAACCUAGUUUGCAUACCGCUGGCUUUCUUUUCCUUUGUAAGACUUGGUCAAAUCAAUUUUUCAAAAUCAAAAAUCCUUAAUCUAGUCCUGAGCCCAGCUCAGCAGUACAAUGAUUUCUUUAUUCAUGAGAAUAUAGAGGGUGGAAACAUUGAAAGGAAAAUCUCUAAUGGCUUGGUGGAAAUUUCUUGGUAUUUUCCUGCUGUUGGUGGAAAGAAUUUUGACACUUUUGAAGAACCCAUUGCAGUUGCCAAUUUACGAGGAGAUUUAGAAACAAAUUGGACCCAAUUCAGCUUCCUAACGCAGGUAUCAUCAGCAGUGUUUGUAUUUGUGGACAGCAUUAAUAAGGAACAGUGCAAACUGUUAUCUGGCUGUAAAUCCGGAACAACCUUCUAUUUUAUAGUUAUCCCAAGUGGCAGAAGCAUCAGUAAAGAGACCGUGGAAUGCUUGGAAAAAAUAGUUUUAAAGUUAAACCUUAAUUCUAAAAAUAUACUAAAGAAGGACAGAAGAGCAAAUGAUGCAGAACUGGUAAAGACUAUACAAACUAUUAUGAGAUAUUUUAUAAAAGACUCCUGUAAAAAAGUAAAGCUGGAAAACAUGGCACACACAGCUACUGAACUUGGCAUCAAAGUGGAUGAGAACUCUGAGCAAUGUCAGAAAGGCAAAGAGCAUGCCAAAGAAAUUACUACGCAAAUAAGUAACGUGAUACAAUACAAAAAAGAGACGAUGAAACUACAAGGUGAACUAUGGAAACAAGUCACUCAAACAGAGAAAGAACUGUGUAGAAUGAAGAAACAAGGGCAUUUACACAUAGAAAAAUACAAAAAUCAACUUUUAAAGCGACGUAAAGAGUUACAUAGGCAGCAAAACCAACACAACCUGCCCCAUGGUAUGAUUGCAUUCAUAUCUGCAAUUACUCAGCUGACUCAGGAAGAGAAACUUUAUUUCCUGAAAUGGAUGAAGUUUACACUUGACUCUGUAGCUAGAAAAAAUCUGUCUGAACUGCAGGUUGAAUAUAAAGAACAAUGUACUACCUCCAGCAAUAAGAAUGCACUCAAGGAGUUAGACCAGCAGAUAUCUGAUAGUUCUUUGGGAGUAGAACAUUUUCUGAGGGAGAUGGGGCAGUUUUAUGAGGCUGAAUGUUCCAUGGUGAGAGAUAAACUUAUUAGUUUAGAUAAAAGACGAUUCAGUAAACUUCCAACAAUAGCUUCUAAUCUUCUUCUUGAAGGAUUCCCUUUGGAGCUCAUAGAUGGAGAUGCCUCCAACAUCCCCCUAAGGUGGGUAACUGAUCUUUUGAAUAAGUUGGAUAAUAAAACAGGAGGGAAAUGCAGAAUGAGAGUAAUCACAGUGCUGGGAGUGCAGAGCACAGGGAAAUCCACCCUCCUGAACACCAUGUUUGGGCUGCAGUUCCCUGUGGCCAGUGGGCGAUGCACACGAGGAGCCUUCAUGACAUUAAUUAAAGUGAAAGAAAAUUUACAGAAGGAUCUGGGCUGUGAGUUUGUUCUGGUGAUUGACACAGAAGGUUUAAAAGCUUCGGAAUUAGCUUCCUUGGAGGACAGCUAUGAACAUGACAAUGAGUUGGCAACUCUAGUGGUUGGGCUCAGUGAUAUCACUAUAAUCAACAUGGCCAUGGAACACACAGGAGAAAUGAGAGAUACACUGCAGAUUGUGGUUCAUGCUUUUCUUAGGAUGAAUGAAAUAGGGAAAAAACCCAACUGCCAGUUUGUGCAUCAGAAUGUGAGUGAUGUUUCUGCUCAUGAUUUGAAUAUGAGAGAUAGAAAGAAUCUUCUGGAACAGUUAAAUCAAAUGACCAAAGUAGCAGCAAACAUGGAAAAAAGGGGCAGAAUCACACAAUUCAGUGAUAUCAUGGACUAUAACCUUGAGAGAGACAACUGGUACAUUCCUGGGCUUUGGUACGGUGUCCCACCCAUGGCUUCUGUAAACCCUGGCUACAGUGAGAAUGUGUAUGAAGUGAAAAAAUAUUUGUUUGAGUUUAUGGGGAAACGCAAUAUCCCACCAGCGCAAAAUAUCAAUCAGUUUAUUGAAUGGAUAAAAAGCUUGUGGAACUCAGUUAAACACGAAAACUUUAUUUUCAGUUUUAGAAACAGCCUGGUAGCCGAAGCCUACAAUAACUUGUCAAUAAAAUAUUCUCAAUGGGAAUGGAACUUCCACAAGCAGGUUCAGAUCUGGCUGAUCAAUACAGAAAAUAUUAUAAAAAAUCAGUCUGGAGAAACAACACAGCAAAUGACAUGUACAAAUCUAAAAUCUGACUUGGAAACUAUUCUCAGCAAGGAGGAAAGUGAUAUGAUAAUGUUGCUAGAAAAGUAUUUUGAAGGCACAUCUGAUAAUGUUCACCUGAUAUUAAAGUUCCGGGAAGAAUUCUUUACAGGCGUGAAAAGUCUCAGGAAAAAAACGGAACAUUCCGUAACCGCAAAGAUCGAUGAGGCAAUACGACUUCAGAAAGGAAAGAAUUACAUAAAGGGCAUCCAAAGCAGCUAUCAAGCAAAUAUUGAGGAGAAAGUUGCCAGUCUCUUGGACCAGGUCAGAAGACAGGAAUGUCAGCUUGGAGAUGCGGAGAUUGAAAUGGCAUUUGAGUCAAUGUGGGACAGAACAUUAGGAGAGUUACCAAGCCACCAAUUAGAGAGGCGUAUUAUACAAAGGGAAAUGUUACUAGACCUUAAAUGGGACAUUGCCAACAAAGCAGGUUGUAUAAACCAGAGAUUCCUCAGUGUUAUGUGUUUAAAUGAGUAUGGAAAAGUAUUCACGAUUGAAAACGAACACAUCGACAUUGCAUGGAUUUCAUUACAAGGUAUGAAAGAAUGGUUGUUCAAAGAAAGCCGUAAAAAAAUGACUGACUUUGCAUCCUCUUUAACAGGUCAGUGCUCUGAUUAUGUAACAGAGAAGGUUAAUACAGGAGGAGACUAUGAUGGGACUUAUUGCCAAGAACUGCUCAAUAUGAUCAAUGAAAGGCUCCGGGAAAAAGAUGUUAAAAACCUUCCCAUUACCCAUCAGUUUGAGUUGGACAUAAAGCUUCAUAUCUUAGGAAGCGCGGCUCUGAGGUUUCAGAUAAUGCAUGAAAGCUUUCUCCAAGAGAAUGACCCUGUGCGGUCUUUGGGGAAAUUAAAAUCUGAUUAUUUGGUGACAUUCAAAAAUAUAUUUGAGGAUAAGGAUGAAACACACAACAGAGCCAAACAGUUCUGUGAGCUCUGCCUGAAACCAGCAAUAAUGAAGCACAUUAACCAACAACUGGGGAAGGCUAUAGUGGAUGAUAUAGUGCACAGGGGAGAUGCUAAAGAAUAUUGCAGCAGAACCUUCUUCCAGUUCACUGUACUAAAGAAACUGUUGGAUGAUAAGGAGUUUACUCAGUUUGUAGAAUAUAUCAAUAACUAUGAGCAGUUUGUGAAGUCAUGGAUAACCCAGUACAUAUUAGAUACUUAUAAUAAUAAUCCCAAACAGCUGCAACACUUACAAGUGAAAAUUCUCUCCCAAAUAUGUGAUGAUAUCAGGGAAGUCCUGACAAACUCAGAUUUAAUCAACAGCGUCUCUGUCUCAGAGUUUCUGGAAAGUUUCUGCAGGACGUUAGAGAGCAAAUUGAUCAUUUCCAAGAAUCAGAUGAAAGUGAUUAUUUUUCGAAACAAAUCAAAUAUCCAGCAGAUUUCAAAGGAUAUCAAAGUAUUUCUCACAACUAUAGAACAACAAAUCACAUUAGAGAUCCAGUUCUCCAACAUAAAAUCUGUGCUCUCUAACGUCACUCUGAGACCAGAGGAAGAGCUGUUUAAGAGAGUGUUUGGCUGUGGGAAGCAGUGUCCCUUCUGUGGGGCCCCCUGUGAGGCUGGAGGUACUGGCCAUAAGGAGCACUUUGCCUCUGUCCAUCGACCUAAAGGGUUAGAGAGUUGGAGUAAUAAUUAUGAUGGGAAACUGGAACCGGAGAUAUGUUCAACUGAUGUAGUCUCUGACUCUACCUUUUUAAAUUCAGAUACAGAUUGGGAACCCCACCCUUACAAAGAAUACCGUACAUUCUACCCAGACUGGGCCAUUCAGCCCGAUCCAAGUCUUACAGCCUCCGACUACUGGAAAUAUGUUUUCAAUAGGUUCAACAAAAAAUUUGCAAAAGAAUAUGAGGCAGAACCAGCGGAUCUGCCUGGGGCAUGGCUCCAGAUAACAGAGGAACAGGCUCUUCAAAGCUUAAUGGAAACUUUCAAUAUGCAAUAA